Messenger RNA from Lodderomyces theae, 1596 nucleotides. Its product is annotated as exosome non-catalytic core subunit. Gene Ontology annotation, biological process: GPI anchor biosynthetic process. Lineage: Eukaryota; Fungi; Ascomycota; Pichiomycetes; Serinales; Debaryomycetaceae. The transcript has 2 exons. Gene Ontology annotation, cellular component: glycosylphosphatidylinositol-mannosyltransferase I complex; membrane. The record is from RefSeq and is a predicted model, not a curated record. The coding region runs from base 1 to 1596 and encodes 531 amino acids. Gene Ontology annotation, molecular function: GPI mannosyltransferase activity; alpha-1,4-mannosyltransferase activity.
AUGACUAGCUUAUCUAGCAUCAUUUUACUAGCCAUUGCACUUCGAAUAGGGUUCUUCCUCUUUGGGUUGUACCAAGAUGAACACAUGCCUGUGAAAUACACCGACAUCGAUUACUUGGUGUUUUCAGAUGCCUCGCGUUAUGUUUACCAAGGACAAUCGCCAUAUCUUCGAGAGACUUAUCGGUACACGCCCAUACUUGCAAUGAUGCUCGUACCCAACAAUUGGGGCUCUAUAUGGUACAACUUUGGGAAAGUUUUGUUCAUGGUGGGUGAUUUGGUGACUGGUGUGUUGAUUGCAACAUUAUUGCGUAAACAGGACAAUUUGUCAAAAUCAAAAAGAUUGAUUUUGUCAUUGUUGUGGCUUUUGAAUCCUAUGGUUAUUACUAUCAGCACGAGGGGGUCAUCGGAGAGUAUACUAACGGUAUUGGUAAUGUUGUCAUUGUACUUUUUGAUUGAAAGGAAAUGUGUUUUUGCAUCGGCAUUUUGGCUUGGGUUGGCUAUUCAUUUCAAAAUAUAUCCCAUCAUCUAUAUCCCGAGUAUUUUGUUGUACUUGACAAACGACUCAAAGUCGAUUCUCAAUUAUCCAGUAGUCAAAUUGCUAAACACGCAGAAUAUCAAGUAUGCAUUUUAUACAGUUGCAACAUUGGUAUUGUUCAAUGGCUUGAUGUACCACUUCUACGGACAAGAGUUUCUUGACAAUUCAUACUUGUACCACAUUACAAGAAUAGACCAUAGACACAACUUUUCCGUCUAUAAUAUGGUCCUUUACUACAAGUCAGCAUUAACCAGUACGUCGUCAUCCAAAUUGGAUAUUGAGACAUUGGCAUUUGUCCCACAACUUUUGCUAUCAGGAGUCAUCAUUCCACUAACAUUUGCCAAACGGGAUUUGCUAUCAUGUUUAAUAGAUGGAAGAAGGUGGAACGAACUCCGUCGCUUCGAAUGUCGUAUCAAUACCCACCCAAACUCAUCUGACGGGUCAUCUUACGUGGAACAAGGAAACACGAAAGUAAUAUGCACAGUCCAGGGACCGAAUGAACCCAGCAGUAGAGCUCAAAUGAACCAAGACCGAGCCAACAUAGAAGUCAAUUUGACAAUUGCCAACUUCUCGACAUUUGAGAGAAAGAAGAGGUCGAAAUCGGAGAAACGAUUGGUUGAACUUCGAACCACACUCGAACGAACAUUUGAACAGCUGAUACUAUUGCAUUUGUAUCCUAGAACUAACAUAACGAUAAAUAUACAAGUUUUGAGUCAGGAUGGAGGUAUGCUUGCUGCUAUAACGAAUUCGAUAACUUUGGCAAUAAUAGAUGCUGGUAUUGCAAUGUAUGACUACGUGAGUAGUGUAAGUUGUGGAUUAUUUGAUCAAUCUGCAUUACUAGAUUUGAAUAAUUUGGAAGAAGGUGACGUGAGUUCGAUAACUAUUGGCGUGAUUGGUAAGAGUGAAAAGUUGGCUUUGUUGUUGUUGGAAGAUAAAAUGCCGUUGGAUUCGUUGGAGAAGGUGUUGAGUAUUGGGAUAGCUGGAAGUCAUCGAAUUAAAGAUUUGAUGGAUAUGGAGGUGAGGAAACACGGCAAUGCCAGAGCAUCUAAAUCAAGCAGGUAG